This is a messenger RNA of Seminavis robusta, 2532 nucleotides long. The record is from the annotation of a GenBank genome assembly. NCBI's taxonomy places the organism in Eukaryota, Bacillariophyta, Bacillariophyceae, Naviculales, Naviculaceae.
AUGUUUCAACCUACUAUUGCCACUACAAACAAAACCAAAAAUUACAACAGCAAGAAAAAGCAGUCUUCUUCUCAAUCCAGCAACAACGACGACGUGGAAUGGAGUCAAAGUCAAUUUGAUGUGGAUGGGGACAACAGUCAGGACCAUAAUGGCAAACCACCAAAAGAACCAGAAGUAUCAUUCAUCACACCCGUCGACGCAGUGCUCCAAGCAUUGCAAGAGCAUAUUCGACGCAAUGUACGACGCAAUGUGCAAACCAAAUCGGGAAAACGAAAUGGGUUUGGUCUGGCGCUUUUUGGCACACGGAAACGAACACGCGUCGAUAUUGACGAACUCUUGGCAGCCAACAGAGACAAACGGCGUUUUGGUAAACAAAAGCAAACGAAAAAAGAUGAUGAUGACAAUUCUCUGGUCGAAGAAGAAGAAGCAGAAAAGAAGAAGAAGGAUUCCGAUGAAGAUUCCGAUUCCGAUGACAGUGAUGAUGAUGACGAUGACAUGCACCCCAAAUCCAACCGAGCCAGUGGACGAACCACCAUUCACCAUUUGAUUGCUCUAGAACCACCCGGUGUCGACACGGUCAAAAUACUUAGACAAUGCCUCAUGCCCGACAAUAACGAACAACAAGAAGAAGAAGACCGCCGCAUGCUAGACUUGAAACACUUGUUUGGACACAAACCACAAAAACACCAAGACGACGACUUUUUAUCGGAUUCAUUACUCAUUGCGCUCAAUGACAUUACAGGAACUUUUAAAGACGCUGAAAAGAAUGGCGGAUGUGUCCACAAGCUACGAACACCCGCCGAAAAAAUUGGAAAUGACAAAAAGUGCAUUUGGAUUGUCACCAAUCAAGACGACUUUUGCAAGCGAGAUCCCGAACGACAACGCAUCAUUCAAACUACGGUACAGGACCUACGCAACAAUGGAUUCGAAAUCAAGGGGUGGCCUCUGCCGCCGCCCACGGGAAAACGAUCCGCCGUUGCAGCACGCAAAGAAAGUUGCUUUUUUGACAAGAUUGCCGACAUUCCAGAUGAUCUGCGGCAGAUGCUACAACGGGCCAUGAAGGGACGCAGAAGUAGUAGUAGUAGUGGCGAGAAUAAGCACUAUUAUUACGACUUGCAAGAUAUCGAUGAUGUCUUGUCGGGGCACUGGAAGACCAUCCGAAAGUCGUUACAAGUGCCACUGCUGUUCCCGGAUCAAGUGCCAUUCUUUCUACAGAAACUACAACCACCAACCAAUCAGCAAGACAAUACCGGUAGCAUCAAGCAAGAAGACGUUGAAAAUGAUGGCGACAAGAUGGAAACGGAUGGUGACAAAAAGGAAGGGGAAGAAGAAAAGAAGGACGAUGGGGAAGAAGAAGAAGAAGAUACAAAACAACAACUUGCACCAUCCAUUACCCUGGACUUUUUCACGCUAGUGUCGCUCCAGAAGAUUCCCACUGGAGAGAAGAUCAAAGCUGAGAUAGGGAAAGACGAGAAGCCUGUGGAACUGGUGUCGUACUCCUACAAACAAACUAUGUCAGGAGAAAUACUCGCCAAGUUCAAAUCCAAAGCCACGGACGAGGAAAAGGAGCAGGAAAGGCAACAACCGGGACUGGCGCGAAUCCGAAAGUUUCAUGCCUUGAAGACCAAAGAGAUUGUGCCCAUCAAGGUGGAGGAAGUGGUGGAGCUCAAGAAACAAUCCAAUGCAACCGAGUUUCGUAGUUUGACUCUACUGGGGUUCAAAAAGCCCGAGAAGGUACCACUCCACAUGAACUUGAAAUCCUACUUUGUAUACCCCAAUGAAGACGCGAUUGAGGGAAGCACGGCAGCCUUUGCUCACUUGCAUCAGGCCAUGCUCAAGAAAAAGGUUGUGGGGAUUGGGGAACUUCUAGUACGUCACUCGGCCACCUCCAGACUUGUGGCUAUCCAGGCCAUGGAGGAAGUGAUGGACAGGGAUAAUGGCGACGGUGACAGUGACGAUGAGAGCGAAGAUGAGAUUGCUCAGUUGUACCCGCCGGGUUGGAUUGUGACUUAUCUGCCGUUCGAGAACGAAGUUCGUACGAUUCCACCAGACAAGUCGACGAAUGAAGAAUUUGAUGUUCCGGACGAUGUGGUCCAGGCAGCCACGGCUGUUCUUGCUACCAUGCGAUUGGACGAUUUUGACAUUUCAAGUGGGUUCAAGUCUGGUCACCUGGAAAAAUUUUGGGAUUAUAUUGAAAGUGUGGCUGAGGAAACGGCUCUCUCUCCUUCAAGGGACUAUUGUAUCCAAACUCUGAGCGAAGAUGCUCUUGAUGUCAUUCGGGGGCCAGUCUCGGAACUGAAAGAUGCCCUGCCAGAGGACCCAGUUGAGCCACCGAAGAAGCGCAAAGCUGCGAAACUGGAGGCGUCCGACGACACAGAUUGGGCCAAGGAACUCCGGGAAGGCAACCUUGACAGGUACACAGUUUCCGAUCUCAAGCUUGGCUGUGAAACUUACGGCAUACCAAAGAGCGGCAAGAAAGCAGCUCUUAUUGAGCGCCUUUCGGAUGCAAUUCGAGGUGGCGAGGACGCCUGA